ACAUAACAUAACCUUCAAAAUAGCUCCGACCUCGACCUGGACCUGAUCGUUUCUCUGAUCGUUGAUCAUAUUGAUCCUUAAUCCUUCGUUCUUUUCCAGAAGAAUUCCGACAACAGUUAACCACCUUUGAAAUCCAAUUUUCAGUCUGGGUUUAUUGUUAAAUAAUAUUUUCAUCUAGAUCAAUUUACCUUUCCAACUAGAUCAUGGCCGACGACGAAUUCGAACCUGAUGAUGUUGGUGAGGAUUUUGAUGAAGUUGAAGAUGAUGCGGACAUCGAUGAAAUAGAUCAGCAAGAUGAAGAGGGAGAGAAUAUUGAACUUCUCAAUGCUCAGGAUGCUAGAGGCGGUGUACAGAAGUCAAACAGGAUUACAACAAAGUAUAUGACAAAGUAUGAGAGAGCACGUGUGCUGGGUACCAGAGCUCUACAGAUCGCGAUGUGUGCUCCAGUCAUGGUGGAGCUGGAGGGGGAAACAGAUCCGCUGCAGAUAGCGAUGAAAGAACUGAAGCAGCGCAAGAUCCCCAUCAUCAUCAGAAGAUAUCUACCCGACAACAGCUUCGAGGACUGGGGCAUUGACGAGCUUAUCAUCAUCGAUCAUUAGUUUUUAUUUUGUGUGAUUAUAUUUUAAGAAAUAAAAGUCGUUUUAUA
Molecule: messenger RNA, 646 nt
Organism: Macrosteles quadrilineatus (aster leafhopper)
Lineage: Eukaryota; Metazoa; Arthropoda; Insecta; Hemiptera; Cicadellidae
Product: DNA-directed RNA polymerases I, II, and III subunit RPABC2-like
Exons: 4
Coding region: 204-599 (131 amino acids)
Biological process (GO): DNA-templated transcription
Cellular component (GO): RNA polymerase I complex; nucleus; RNA polymerase II, core complex
Molecular function (GO): DNA-directed RNA polymerase activity; DNA binding
Source: RefSeq, a predicted model, not a curated record